UGAAUAAAAACAACGGCGGAUUUCCACUUCAAUCAAUGGGAACUAAAUCAUGGUUUCUACAUAAAGAUUCUACUGAAGGUAUCGUAAGUUCCGGAAAUAGGAAGCCAAAUUCGACUGCUCAACGUAUAAUUUUUUCUACAAUGGAUACGAUUAACCAUAUACUGAUUGUAUUGGUGACGUUAUAUGUUGUAUAUCACGCAGCAAAGGAAUAUUCCGUAACAAAUGUACAUGUAAUCCUCUGCACUAUCGGUUACAUUUUAUUGAUGUCGGAGGCAACUCUUGUCCUCGCCAGUGACAACAUGCUGACCGCUUCUUUGUCGCGUCCUGUCAACAAACACCUUCAUUGGAUUCUUCAAACCGUUGGACUAAUUCUGACUUUGGUCGGCGUAGGCGUGAUGUAUAACGCCAAAUCAGUACACUUCCUUUCAAUCCAUAGUAUUACAGGUAUAUCUUCAUUGGUUAUCAUCUGCAUAGUGACUCUUCUCGGAUAUCCGGUAUGGAUCGCAUGGAAACUUCGCAAGUUCGUACGACCAACGAUUAUCAAAUUUCUUCAUAAUUUUCUUGCCAUCAUCGGUUUUAUCAUCGGUAUGGUCUCACAAUGUUACGGUUACAAAAAAACUUGGAUAUGUCAUGAAAUGGAAAUAAAGCACGCCGACGAUAUGCUACUUAUACUCACAAUAUUGAUUACAAUAUUAUCCUUAAGGGGUGCGCUCAACUCUCUUUAUAGACAAGCCACCAAUUAUCUAAAAUUAAUUUGCCCCUUCGCCUGAUAUAUGAGUUGGCAUGCA
This is a messenger RNA of Trachymyrmex cornetzi, 788 nucleotides long. RefSeq names its product probable ascorbate-specific transmembrane electron transporter 1. Bases 36 to 770 code for a protein of 244 amino acids. NCBI's taxonomy places the organism in Eukaryota, Metazoa, Arthropoda, Insecta, Hymenoptera, Formicidae. The record is from RefSeq and is a predicted model, not a curated record. Gene Ontology annotation, molecular function: transmembrane monodehydroascorbate reductase activity. The transcript has 2 exons.